This is a messenger RNA of Chlamydomonas reinhardtii, 907 nucleotides long. RefSeq lists its product as uncharacterized. NCBI's taxonomy places the organism in Eukaryota, Viridiplantae, Chlorophyta, Chlorophyceae, Chlamydomonadales, Chlamydomonadaceae. The record is from RefSeq and is a predicted model, not a curated record. Gene Ontology annotation, molecular function: acyl carrier activity. Bases 178 to 531 code for a protein of 117 amino acids. The transcript has 6 exons. Gene Ontology annotation, biological process: fatty acid biosynthetic process.
GCGUAAUUGGCAAUGCAUCAGGGCCCACCGGUCGUUCUGCGGGCGUUUGUACCGCGCAUGGGUCGGCGUUGGCAUGGGCAGCGGGCGAGCAGAUAAGCGCCCCGCGCCCGGACGUGCAACCUACACUUCCCACAGCACCCAAUCCUUCUCUGCUACUUUGCAGCCCAAUCCACUACAAUGGCCCUGUCGAUGAUCCGCAAGUCGGCCGCUGCCCCCGUUCGCCGGGCUGCCGCUGCCCCCGUGGUCGUUCGCGGCCGUCGGGUCAUCACCUUCGCCGCCGUGGACAAGGCCAAGGUGCUGGAGGACGUGCGCUCCAUCAUCUCCACCCAGCUGGGCACUGAGCUGGAGAAGGUUGCCCCCGAGGCCAAGUUCGUUGACCUGGGCGCCGACUCCCUGGACACGGUCGAGAUCAUGAUGGCUCUGGAGGAGAAGUUCGAGAUUGCCCUGGAGGAGGAGGGUGCCGAGAAGAUCGCCACCGUCCAGGACGCCGCGGACAUGAUCGCCGCCCAGAUCGCCGCCAAGGGCAACUAAACUAACUGUCUCCAUUCUAUCCUGACCAUCUGACUGAGAAGACGCUUCAUGUAUACUGUGUUCAACCGUGUGUGUCAGGCUAGGCGCAUCCCGUGGCGGUGGAGAAGAUAAUGAGCGAAUGCUGGGGCUGGGUGUGGUGAAGAGUGCUGCCGGAGGCGAAUGCCCCCAGUGCGAUGCACUGGAGCUUGGCACGCCCUGUGCAAUAGGGCCUCAGGCGGGGCAGCUGCCCGGUGCGGCUGCCUACUAUACAUAAAAACAGGCGUCACGCGGCGCCGCAAGUGCGAGUUUAGGGCCUGCAGUUCACGGUUUUUGAUGCUGUGCCGUGUUGCAGGCGCGCCUUGCGCGCCGAGACCCCUGCAUGUAACGCAGAGGCGAA